Messenger RNA from Xiphophorus couchianus (Monterrey platyfish), 1197 nucleotides. Its product is annotated as regenerating islet-derived protein 3-gamma-like. The record is from RefSeq and is a predicted model, not a curated record. The transcript has 7 exons. Bases 118 to 876 code for a protein of 252 amino acids. Lineage: Eukaryota; Metazoa; Chordata; Actinopteri; Cyprinodontiformes; Poeciliidae. Gene Ontology annotation, molecular function: transmembrane signaling receptor activity. Gene Ontology annotation, cellular component: plasma membrane. Gene Ontology annotation, biological process: signal transduction.
CAGCGUCCAGGUGUGGGCGUGUUUAGAGGAGGAGGAAAAGCAGCUUCAUAAAAUCCAAACUCCUGCUUGUCGUUUUCACAUUUUGGACAUAAACAGCAACUUCUCUUCAGAAAGACAAUGAAGCAUCAGAUCUUUCUCUCACUGCUGCUACAAGCCCUGCUGAUCUGUGCAGCUGCAGAUGAAGAUUUUGAGCAUACAAGCAACUGCACUCUUAAUGGACGCCCCACGAUUUUGACAAUUACCUGCAAGGAAAAGAUUUGGAAGCUUCAGUGCAGGGAAGAUGGUGGAUAUUUGAAUAUGUCCUUCAGUUGUUUAGAUAAACCUAAAAAAACAUUUCAGCUUAAAGUCUCCAAUCCAGAAACAUAUUGCUUCAACACAGAUUGCAAAAAAAUUAAAUAUGGACACCCUUCCUGCGAUAACGAUAAGAACUCCAUCUCUGCACUAACUGAUGGAUCAUAUAAUUUACAGCUACAAGGUUCUGACUGUAAAUUUGACCUUUGGAGUGCUGAUAAUCAAACAGGAAUAUUUCUGACCAACAAAACUUGGAUUGAAGCUUUACAAUUCUGCAAAACAUUAAAUUCCACUUUGGUUGAAAUCACCAACCAAACAGUGCGGGAUGCAGUGAUUAAGAUCGUGAAAGAUAAAGCAGCAGAACUGCAGAACGGUGUCUGGGUCGGCCUGGAGAGAUCCAUCUUUGGAACCAAUUCAGGGUGGAUCUGGACGUCAAAGGGAAAAAAAUUUGCCACAGAGCUUAACAUCAGCUUUCCUGAUGACCCUCUGAACAACCACUGUGGAAAGGUUGUCUUGGACCGGGAUCAAGUGAAGGUGGAUGAUGAAGACUGCCACGAGAGUUUGCCUUUCAUCUGCCAAGCUUAACUGGGUUCAUUAUAAACACAUUAAGAGGCCAUGAAAACUUCUCUGAAGAUCUUCUGAUUACUUUGGAGGAUUUUUACUCUCUGCUGAUGCUUCAGAUUAUGCCUUUGUAAUUAUUACUUAUGAGACAUGUAGUUCUGUUUCUGACUGUCUUUCUAUAGGUUAAUAAGUAUCAUAACUGUCACUAUUCAUUAAUACAUUUUAAGGUGAUUUAGUUUGACUGCAUCACUUCUAAUUUUGAUUUAUAUAAAUCACUUAAAUGUAUUUAUUUCUAGUUUUGUUUCUGAACCUUAAAGAAAUAAGAUUAAAAACCAAUUGCUGUCA